Molecule: messenger RNA, 1723 nt
Organism: Maylandia zebra (zebra mbuna)
Lineage: Eukaryota; Metazoa; Chordata; Actinopteri; Cichliformes; Cichlidae
Source: RefSeq, a predicted model, not a curated record
AAAGUAUUUAAAAUAGUAAAAGCGGAAGGAAAAGGAGCCCAAAAACUGAAACCGAAAUACAAGAGGACCCGUCUGAACCGAUAACAGCUGCCUGCACGUGACACACAAAUAAACAGAUCGUCUGUAAACACACAGCACAUGAACUUCACUUAGUGGGGACAUUUGUCAGCUUUUUUUUUCUCUGAAUGACCAAAUCAGAGGUCAAAGGUUAGUGGCUCACUUGUUUUCCUCUCCCUGCUCUCCUAUUGACUGACAGACUCACUUUAUGAAGGACCACGGGGUCGAUGCCACUUCACAGACUGCAAACAUCAGACCAGCAGACAUGAUAACAAUCCCAGAUCUGAUCAGGAAGAAGAGGGAUGGAGGACAGUUAAGUGAUGACGAGAUCAAAGCCUUCAUCCAGGCCGUUAAAGAGAAAACCAUUCAGGACUCUCAGACAGGGGCCAUGCUGAUGGCUAUUUGGCUGAAUGGGAUGGUCUCCGCCGAGAUUAAGGCCCUGACCCGAGAGAUGAUGUCAUCGGGAGAAGUGAUGGAAUGGCCCGAUGAGUGGAAAAAUUUCAUGGUGGACAAACACUCGACUGGCGGGGUGGGAGAUAAAGUCAGUCUGGUGUUAGCGCCAGCGCUAGCUGCCUGCGGCUGUAAGGUUCCUAUGAUCAGUGGGCGGGGCUUGGCUCAUACAGGAGGAACUCUUGAUAAACUGGAAUCAAUUCCAGGAUUCAAGGUGGAGCAAUCAAGAGAGCAGAUCCUGGAGAUCCUGGACUCAGUGGGCUGUUGCAUUGUGGGUCAGACAGAGACUUUGGUUCCUGCAGAUCGAGUCCUGUACGCUCUGCGGGACAUCACCAGCACCGUGGACAGUUUACCUCUGGUUACUGGUUCGAUCAUCUCAAAGAAAGGAGCCGAGUCUCUGUUUGCUCUGGUGCUGGAUGUCAAGUUUGGACGAGCUGCUAUCUGCAAAGACUUGGAAAGUGCUACAGAACUAGCUCAGAUGCUAGUGGAAGCAGGAAACGGCCUGGGCAUAUGUACAGCAGCUGUGCUCAGCGGCAUGAACAGUACGAUCGGUCGAUGUGUGGGAAACAGCGUGGAGGUGAUCGAAUCUCUGGAGACGCUGAAGGGAAACAGACCCGAUGACCUGAUGGAGCUGGUCACGACUCAGGGCGGCUUGUUGCUCGUGAUGACUGGUCUAGUGUCUGACCUAUCAGAAGGCAGAAAGCAGAUUUCCGAAGCUGUGGUUGGUGGAGCAGCGCUGUCAAAGUUCCAGGCCAUGAUGGAGGCUCAGGGCGUGAACAGCGACACAGCUCAGCUGUUGUGCUCCACCAACGCAGAUUACUACAGCAUCCUGAGAAAAGCGAAGCAUCAGCUGGAACUGAAGGCUCCUGCAGACGGUAUCGUUUUGGAGAUUGACGGUUUGGUUUUAGCUCAGGUGCUUCACAGAUUGGGUGCGGGGCGAUCAAAGGCUGGAGAGCCUGUCAAUCACAGUGUGGGGGCGGUGCUACUGGUGUCUAUAGGUCAGAGGGUCACAAAAGGUAAGAGGCUGUUGCUACUGCUGCUGAUGGUGUGAGGGACAUCCUCCUGAUGGAGUCGUGUGUUUUCAGGCGACCCGUGGCUGCGGCUCCAUUAUGAGGAUCUGGCGCUGACCCCAGACCAGAGGAAUCACCUCGAGAGCGCCCUGACUGUGGGAGCAGACAAAAAAAUACAAACACAACAGAAACACACUUUGGUGGAA